UAUUAGAUAAUGAUCAGAAUAACGAAAUGAAUAUUUAUGAAGCACAAGAUAAUGAUUACGAUAAUGAUUACGAUAAUAAAAUAAAUUAUAGAACACCAAAUAAUAGUCAGGAUAACGAAAUGAGUGAAGAAUCAAAUGGAGAUGCUUUAGAAACAUUUAAUCCUAAUAACGCUAUAGAAAAACAUGUUUUACGAGUAUUAAAAAUUCAUGAA
Molecule: messenger RNA, 212 nt
Organism: Scutellospora calospora
Lineage: Eukaryota; Fungi; Glomeromycota; Glomeromycetes; Diversisporales; Gigasporaceae
Source: the annotation of a GenBank genome assembly